Molecule: messenger RNA, 2115 nt
Organism: Eublepharis macularius
Lineage: Eukaryota; Metazoa; Chordata; Lepidosauria; Squamata; Eublepharidae
Gene: ZMPSTE24
Product: zinc metallopeptidase STE24
Exons: 10
Coding region: 80-1510 (476 amino acids)
Biological process (GO): CAAX-box protein processing
Cellular component (GO): endoplasmic reticulum membrane
Molecular function (GO): metalloendopeptidase activity
Source: RefSeq, a predicted model, not a curated record
AUCCUAGGCGGAAGCCUGCCAGGGCCGCUGGAGCGGGCGAGGCAGAGCCGCCGGCUGGGCUGGCGCGGACGGGCGGACCAUGGCGGUGCCGGUGCUGGGCGCGCUCUGGGCCGAGGUCCCGCUGGAGACGCGGAUCUUCGGCGCGGUGCUGCUCUUCUCCUGGGCCGUCUACCUCUGGGAAGCGCUGCUGGCCUGGCGGCAGAGGACCGUGUACAAGACAACAACCCAUGUGCCGUUGGAGCUGGGGCCAAUAAUGGACUUGGAAACAUUUGAAAAAUCUCGCCUUUAUCAGUUGGAUAAAAGUGCUUUCAGCUUUUGGUCAGGUCUCUACUCAGAGGUCGAGGGCACCGUGAUUCUUCUAUGUGGAGGUAUUCCUUUCCUUUGGUCUAUAUCUGGAGAGAUCUCUGAACAUGCUGGCUUUGGACCAGAGUAUGAGAUCAUUCAAUCCCUGGUCUUCUUGCUGCUUGCUACCCUAUUCAGCGCCGUCACGGGUCUGCCCUGGAGCCUUUAUAAUACUUUUGUCAUAGAGGAGAAACAUGGCUUCAACCAACAGACUCUGGGGUUCUUUUUUAAAGACGCCAUCAAGAAGUUCAUAGUGACUCAAUGCAUCCUGUUGCCAGUAACGUCACUUUUGCUUUACAUUAUUAAAAUUGGAGGAGACUAUUUCUUCAUUUACGCGUGGCUUUUCACAUUAGUAGUUUCUCUGGUUCUCGUCACUAUCUAUGCAGACUACAUCGCUCCUUUGUUUGAUAAAUUCAUUCCCCUCCCUGAAGGAGAGCUCAAACAACAAAUUGAGGAGAUGGCAAAGAACAUAGAUUUUCCUUUGACUAAAGUUUACGUUGUAGAAGGUUCCAAACGGUCCUCCCACAGCAAUGCUUAUUUCUAUGGCUUCUUCAAGAAUAAACGCAUUGUGCUGUUUGACACUCUCCUGGAGGAUUAUUCUGCGCUUAACAAAGAGCGUUCCGAGGAUGCUGGCUCAGAGUCCCAGGUGGCCAAAGGAAAUGGGGAAGAGGCAGAGACACAGGCUAAAGCCAAAAAUACGAAACAAGGCUGCAAAAACGAAGAAGUCUUGGCUGUGCUGGGCCAUGAGCUGGGGCAUUGGAAGCUUGGCCACACCAUCAAGAAUAUUGUCAUCAGCCAGAUGAAUUCCUUCCUGUGUUUCUUCUUAUUUGCUGUACUGAUUGGUCGAAAGGAACUUUUUGCGGCUUUUGGAUUCUACGACAUCCAACCUACCCUGAUAGGCCUCUUGAUCAUCUUUCAGUUUAUCUUCUCACCAUAUAACGAGGUUCUCUCCUUUUGUUUAACUGUGUUAAGCAGGCGAUUUGAAUUUCAAGCAGAUGCUUUUGCCAAGGAUCUUGGAAAGGGUAAAGACUUGUACUCGGCGCUGAUCAAGCUGAACAAAGAUAACUUGGGAUUCCCUGUUUCAGACUGGCUGUUUUCUAUGUGGCAUUAUUCUCACCCUCCACUGUUAGAAAGACUUCAAGCACUCAAGGAGUCCAAGCAAGACUGAAAUAAGUGGAUGGAUGAAAAGAGGAGCUUUUACCCCAAAAUCAAGUUCCUGGUUUUGUUUUUUUAAAACUAUAUGUAUAUAAAUACAUCCAUUCUGAGCACACCAUUCUGUGUAAGCGACAUUACACUCUUCACCUGAUCUGAACGAAGCUCUUGAAAAACUUGUGUUCAAUUAACUGAAACGAAUUUUAAAGAGAAAUAACCUUGUGGGGACUGAGUUGGGGAUGAAUGUAAUGUUUAAAAAAAAAAUCUCUUAAUCACAGAGAACAGUUCUUGAGGAGGAAAGUAAUUUAUUACAACCCGAAGUGUUGCUUGAAUUUGUGGAAGCUUUGAAUGUGACUCUUUGUACCUUAAGCACUUUGUCUGAGUGUUCUGUACGGCAAACUUCUAGCUUUCCUACCUCAUUUGUGGGGUUCAGGACCUAGAAACCUCUCUCCUUUUCGACCACUGGGGUUCCAGCAUUUAAACCAAAACACUGUCUGGAUUGAGAGCACGGGACUUUCUCCCUAGGUUCAAGUUCAAACCUGCAAUGAAAAUGAAAAGGCUACUUUUUACAGAUAAUAAAGACAUCUCUGCCCCUUGGUGGGGACCAGAGAAUAAAUUCCA